Molecule: messenger RNA, 894 nt
Organism: Ilex paraguariensis (yerba mate)
Lineage: Eukaryota; Viridiplantae; Streptophyta; Magnoliopsida; Aquifoliales; Aquifoliaceae
Source: the annotation of a GenBank genome assembly
CAACGUCUCUCUUUCUGGUUCUCACACAAUUAGCCGCAAAUGGUCAGGUCCAACGGCCUCAGACUCGUCCACUGGCUUUCUCGCCGCUCUCUUUCCGACCUCCUCCAUGAUUCACCAAUCGUGUACGAGUCGCUGUUGAAAGGGGGUUAUAGGAGGUUCGGUUCGGCAGUUUAUAAUCAACCCAAGCUUCUUUUGAACACCAAUUCAAGAAAAGUUAAUGAGAGGAACUGGUUGAGAAUCUGUUUAAUUGAAGCCAAUUUGGGCGCCACGAGAUCAAUUCAUGGCACUGCUUCCAUGGCAAGAGAUUAUUAUGAUGUACUCGGCGUAAAUAGGAAUGCGGCUGCAUCUGAAAUUAAGAAAUCUUAUUAUGGGCUUGCAAAGAAGUUACAUCCAGAUACAAAUAAAGAUGAUCCUGAAGCUGAAAGAAAAUUUCAAGAAGUUCAAAAAGCUUAUGAGGUAUUGAAAGACGAGGAGAAACGCGAACAAUAUGACCAGCUCGGCCAUGAAGGUUUCGAACAAGCUGCUAAUGGCGGUGCGGGGUUUAAUAAUCCAUUUGAAGGUGGCUUUAAUCCCUUUGAAGACAUCUUAAAAAAUUCUGAAAAUAUCUUCAGUCAGUUCUUUCACAGGGACUCAGGUGGUGAAGAUGUCAAGGUUUCAGUCGAAGUAUCCUUUAUGGAAGCUGUUCAGGGAUGCUCCAGAACUCUGACAUUCCAAACUGAUUUGCCUUGUGAAGAUUGUGGUGGAACUGGUGUUCCUCCUGGGACUAGGCCCGAAACUUGUAGGCGAUGUAGAGGAUCAGGCAUGGUAAUUUCACAAAAAGGCCUACUAACAUUGCAGACCACUUGUCCUCAUUGUGGAGGAGCCGGAAAAACUGUAUCUGUAUGGUUCACUUAA